Zygosaccharomyces rouxii is the source of this 309-nucleotide messenger RNA. RefSeq names its product Rtc3p (gene RTC3). The transcript has a single exon. NCBI's taxonomy places the organism in Eukaryota, Fungi, Ascomycota, Saccharomycetes, Saccharomycetales, Saccharomycetaceae. Bases 1 to 309 code for a protein of 102 amino acids. The record is from RefSeq and is a predicted model, not a curated record.
AUGUCAUCCGCAGUCAAAUAUUUUUACAAGGGUAAGGAAACUGAUUUAAUUGUGUUCGCCACAUCUAUAGAGGACGUCAAUGAAUACCUGAAGGAACCAAGUAUCGGUAAGCUAUCACAAGUCGUCGAGGUCUUCAAGGUCUUCUCUAAUGACCAGGGUUCCGGUGCUGAAGGUAACUUAGGUGAAGCUUCCAAGGCUCAAGUGCAGAAUGAGUUUGGUCGCAAGAAGAUUGAAGAAAUCAUUGACUUAAUACUGAAGGAAGGUAAGCCUAACGCUUCUGUAGGUCAAGUGAAGAAGAGUUUCAACUGA